Messenger RNA from Neogale vison (American mink), 1149 nucleotides. RefSeq names its product chromosome 13 C14orf119 homolog (gene C13H14orf119). The transcript has 2 exons. Bases 496 to 924 code for a protein of 142 amino acids. The record is from RefSeq and is a predicted model, not a curated record. NCBI's taxonomy places the organism in Eukaryota, Metazoa, Chordata, Mammalia, Carnivora, Mustelidae.
GGUCCGUCCCGACGGCUUCGGGCAUCUUCGGUAAUUUCCGCCAACGCCCUUCGAACGUACCUAGCUGACCCCGCCCACUGCCAUAGUCAACCCCUCGAUUACCACUCAGAACUCCCCGGGUUCCUCCGGAACUGCUCGGGUAUUUCCGUCUCUACAUCGGCACCAAUCAGUUCUUUCCCUCCUCCCAGCCACUUCCCUCUCCCUCCCUCUGCUUGCAGAGCUCGGUUAUUUUCGUCUUACCGAGGCUGUGAAUCGAAUGUACUCGGAAGCCGUCGACUCUGGCAUAACCAAAAUCGGAGUUACUCGGCCAUCUCCGAACCUAAGGCUGAGACGCUGAGGAGCUUGGGUGUUUGGGGCUGGCCCGGGACCGGAAGUGCGUGGGCUGCCGGGCUGGCCCUGUUUAGGGUUUUCAGGAAGCAUGGAAGCAGGGGCGACAGUUGGAGUUUAAGCACUUUUGUGACGGUCUUCGGGUGCCCUGUGAGAGGAAAGGGGAGGAUGCCACUGGAAUCAUCUUCCUCUUCAGUACCACUAUCCCUCCCUUCUCCCCUACCCCCAGUACCAGACGGUAUUACUAACUCUUCCCCUCCCCCAAUGUCUUACAUCACUUCCCAGGAGAUGAAGUGUAUUCUUCACUGGUUUGCCAGUUGGUCAGGUCCACAGCGUGAACGUUUCCUACAGGACCUGGUAGCUAAGGCAGUGCCAGGAAAAUUACAGCCCCUGCUGGAAGGGCUGGAGCAGCUUAGUGUGUCUGGAGCAAACCGACCACCUUGUAUCUUUGAGUGCCAGCUACGACUUUGGGAUCAGUGGUUUCGAGGUUGGGCUGAGCAGGAGCGCAAUGAAUUUGUCAGGCAGCUAGAGGUCAGUGAGCCAGACUUCGUGGCGAAAUUUUACCAGGCAGUGGCUGCUACGGCUGGUAAGGACUGAUGGGCAUUAAAGUCAAGAAGAUAAUCACAGCUGAUGGAGCUGCAACUUCACUGCGAGAUCUUCAGAUGUGUCACUUAAAGGCCUAGGAAUGGUCUGAUCCGCUGACUGAACUUGCUGACCAGUACAGGCUUGAUUAUUUCUUUGGAGGAUGAAGGGGCAGAGGGAGUGGGAGAGAGAGAAUCUUAAGCAGGCUCCAGGCCCAGCACGGAGCCCAACACGAGGCUU